AAACCUAUGUAGCAUCUUUGGUUGUAUGGUCCAUCAUUCAUAAGUCGUAAUGUUUGACUGGUAGUACGUGCGAUUUGACAUUAGAGGGUGACAUCAGGUCUUUACUGCAUGUUUGUACUGGUUCAACAGCACGCAUACUUACUCCCCGCUGCUAAUGUGACUGAAAUAUGAGUGUUUGGAUAAAAUGAUUGAGCCUUCCGAAUUACAUGUUGCCCCUGGCACCGCUACGCUUAUUGAAGAACUUGACAAAAAGCUGAUGGUGCUUCUGCGAGAUGGAAGGACCUUGAUUGGAUACCUGCGCUGUGUCGACCAGUUUGCGAAUCUCGUCCUGCAUCACACUAUUGAGAGGAUACAUGUUGGCAAGGACUAUGGUGAUAUUCAACGUGGUGUUAUCAUUGUUCGUGGUGAAAAUGUAAUCCUGCUUGGAGAAAUAGACCCAGCUAAAGAAAAUGACCUCCCACUGAAUAAAGUAUCUGUAGAUGACAUCCUUGACUCACAGCGUCGUGAACAAGAGGCACGUCAGGAGCGAGAGAGGCUGCUGGCAAAAGCACUAAAAGAGCGUGGCUUGCAGUAUAUUCCGGAUCUCAGCCAUGAUGACAUGUUCUGAGGCCCAGCUAGGGAAGCAUCAAUGAAUGAGCUGGUUAACAUUGAAAAUGUACACAUUUUGUACAAUAAGAAAAACUGAAGCAUUUAUCCACUGCUGAAGAUGUGGACAGAAAUGGACGGAUGAACUUUGUCCAGAGCUGAUUAUUUUUGUGCAAGUAAUUUUUUUCUUUUUAGGGUUUCUACACAGAUACGUUAAGAAUGACUGUAUUUUCUUUCAUUCAUUUGAUACUGUGAUAAAGAGAAUGCAAGCUGUGCAAAAUUAUGAAAAUGUUUUGUAAAAUAAACAUAAUGAGUCUCA
Molecule: messenger RNA, 904 nt
Organism: Schistocerca nitens (vagrant locust)
Lineage: Eukaryota; Metazoa; Arthropoda; Insecta; Orthoptera; Acrididae
Product: U6 snRNA-associated Sm-like protein LSm1
Exons: 4
Coding region: 185-607 (140 amino acids)
Biological process (GO): deadenylation-dependent decapping of nuclear-transcribed mRNA
Cellular component (GO): Lsm1-7-Pat1 complex; P-body
Molecular function (GO): RNA cap binding
Source: RefSeq, a predicted model, not a curated record